This is a messenger RNA of Phalaenopsis equestris, 1125 nucleotides long. Its product is annotated as probable F-box protein At2g36090. The record is from RefSeq and is a predicted model, not a curated record. Gene Ontology annotation, molecular function: protein binding. The transcript has a single exon. Lineage: Eukaryota; Viridiplantae; Streptophyta; Magnoliopsida; Asparagales; Orchidaceae. Bases 68 to 1009 code for a protein of 313 amino acids.
CAGCCAUCCCCAAUUCGAAAUCAUCCGUAAACUCCACGGCUCCGCCGUUUCUCCGCCGUCCAACCCAAUGCCCUCCGAAUCAUCGGCGAUCGCCGCCGCCACCACCACCACCAUAGACGACCUUCACUCCGACGUCCUCACAAGCACCCUCCGUCUCCUGGACGGACCCAGCCUCGCCGCCGCCUGCUGCGCCUCCUCCCGCCUCCGUUCCCUCUCCUCCCAAUCCGACCUCUGGCUCCACCUCUGCCUCUCCACCUGGCCUUCACUGCGCCAUCCCCGAAUCCUCCCCUGCCUCUCAACCUCCCCGCACUCCUUCUUCUCCGACGCUUUCCCUUUCCCCAACUCCUUCGUCGCCGGCGAAGCACAGCUCCCCGAUGAGCUCUUAUCCGCCGUCGACAUUUACCAUCGCGGUAUCCACAUCUUCUCCCGCGUCAUCGAGACCGAUACUUCUUCUUCUUGGUUUCGUGGAUCCCCCUUCUUGAUCGACGCCAUGGACCAGAAAACAGAGCCGAUGAUUCCGCGGAUGAUCAUAUCGCCGGAGGACUUGACGAUGAGCUGGAUCUUAAUCGAUCCAGCGAGGGGUCGGGCUGUGAACGUAUCGAGCCGGCGAGCGGUGGCGAUGGAGCGGAACUGUUACACAGGGGAGACCAUGGUGCGGUUCGCAUCGGUAGCGGCGGCGGGGGAAAGGGUGAUCAGAGCGGCGGUCACAUGCGGCGAAGUGACGGGGCAGGUGAGGGAGGUGGUGCUGACGGCGGAGGAUAUUGACGGGGGUUGCGUGAGCGGGGAGGAAGCGAUGAAGCUUGUGUGGGCGAUGAUGGAGUCCGGGAGGAAGGGGAGGGGGAGAUGGGAGGAAGAUGAGGAGGCGAAGCAGAGGUAUAUGGAGUACUUGGGGAAGAAGAGGAGGAGGAAGGAAAGCAGGGCUCGGAGAGAAGGGGUUUUGGAUUUGUGCUGCACGGCCGUGGGUGUGGCCGUCUUUCUUGGCUUUCUAUCGUUGACGGUGUUCCGGUGAUUUGAAGGAGAAGAGUUAGGGUUUUGUUUUUCUUCCUUUUUUUUUUUUUUUUUGAAUUUUCAAUCCUCGAUAUAAAAAUUAGCUGAACUAGAGAUGUAAAUGGACUUUUUAUUUAG